AUGCUAACCAUCUUCAAUUUCGGUACAACCUUCUGUAAUCCUAUAUUAUCUCCACCCUCAAUUCCCCUCCUUCCCAAAAUCCCCAAAUCCAUAACCCUAUUCUCCAAUCGUUUCGCUUGUUUCUGCUUUCAAAAACCACCAAUGCCUCGCUUCUCUUCUUCUUCUACUACCAAAAUCGUUGCCGAGUACGCGAAGUCGAACCGUUCGACUUGCAAGAAGUGCUCCAAGGCAAUUGAUUCAAAGGCUCUGAGGUUGGGUCUCGUCAGUAGAGACGCUCGGGGGUUCGAUAUGACGAAAUGGUAUCACUUGGCUUGCUUUUCUUUCGGCUCGGAGUCGGUUGCUUCGGCCGAGACCAUCAAAGGGCUCGAGUCUUUGAAGAGUGAUGAUCAGGAAGCUUUGAAGAAAUUGUUGGCUACUACAAGUGAUACAACUCAGGAGGUCCAUGAACAAGAUGAAGAUAAAGAUGAGGAAAAUGAACUGGAGGAAAGAGCUUCAAAGAAGGCAAAGAUAUCUAAAUCUAAUGGAGAAAAGCUGCUUAUUGCCUUUUCAGUUUCUGAUAUCAAGGACACGUAUAAGGAUGCAACACUUUCACCAAAAUGGAAGGCAUUCCAAACUACAAUAUUUCUUGAACGGGAUGAUGGUCUUCAUGAUUCAAGUAAAAUUGCUGCUUUUGAUUUUGAUGGAUGCCUUGCAAAAACUUCGGUGAAAAGAGUAGGUCCUGAUGCUUGGUCCCUGAUGUAUCCUUCAAUACCUGAUAAGCUACAGAGCCUGUACAAUGAUGGCUAUAAGCUGGUUUCUUUCAUUCAUAUAAGCUGUCUCAAAUUUUUGGUUGGAAGUCUAAUGAUUGUGGCAGUAAUCUUUACCAAUGAAUCCAACAUUGAGCGCUGGAAGAAUAAGAGACAAAUAGCUGUUGACUCAAAAAUUGGGCGCCUCAACAGUUUCAUCGAGAAAGUAAAGGUCCCAAUUCAGGUUUUCAUUGCUUGUGGGGUGGAUAAAUCUGGCGGUCAAGCAGAAGACCAAUUUCGCAAACCAAAACCAGGGAUGUGGUAUCUUAUGGAACAACACUUCAACUCUGGCAUUCCCAUUGAUAAGAAGCAAUCAUUUUAUGUCGGAGAUGCUGCUGGAAGAAAGAAUGAUCACAGUGAUGCUGAUAUUAAGUUUGCAGAGGAACUUUGGACAGGAUUGCCAAGGCAAUUUAAACACCAGUUGCAAAGGUAAGAUUGUGUGAUCGAGCAUUGUGUUGUGUUGGAGGAGAAGGAGAAAAGUUUGAUGGGUACUUACCUGGCACCAGUUUUGGAGAAUUGAAUUGAAUUGUGAGGAAGUGGAGGAGGAGAAUAUUAAGGAUUUUACGUAGGCAAAAGAGUUUCACAAAGGGUUUGCAUUUCCAUUUCUCAUUGCAUAUACUUAUAGGGGAAUACUUACAAGGCGCUUUUACAGUGCAUCAUGAAUGUAUUAUUACCAAAAAAAAAGUGCAUCAUGAAUGUGAUUUUCAUUCAAUGCAUAGAAGAAUAAUGCU
Molecule: messenger RNA, 1516 nt
Organism: Ziziphus jujuba (common jujube)
Lineage: Eukaryota; Viridiplantae; Streptophyta; Magnoliopsida; Rosales; Rhamnaceae
Product: polynucleotide 3'-phosphatase ZDP
Exons: 11
Coding region: 1-1218 (405 amino acids)
Biological process (GO): DNA repair
Molecular function (GO): zinc ion binding; ATP-dependent polydeoxyribonucleotide 5'-hydroxyl-kinase activity; double-stranded DNA binding
Source: RefSeq, a predicted model, not a curated record